Messenger RNA from Camelina sativa (false flax), 1263 nucleotides. RefSeq lists its product as uncharacterized. Gene Ontology annotation, biological process: protein deubiquitination. The record is from RefSeq and is a predicted model, not a curated record. Gene Ontology annotation, molecular function: deubiquitinase activity. Lineage: Eukaryota; Viridiplantae; Streptophyta; Magnoliopsida; Brassicales; Brassicaceae.
CUUCAAUUUCCCCACGUCUGAAACUGAAAAAUUAAAAAAAAAUCUUGAGAAGAAGAUAAACCAAACUCGAAUCGAACUUGUCACGCUUUAGAUCGAGCAAAAUCUUUUAAAAAAACGAAGUCGUUAUGUGUAUCGUCAUUUCGUAGAGAUCUUCAAGUAUUUGGAUUUGGUACGAGUUCUCUUUUGGUAGUUUCUUCUUCACCAAAAGCUAUUGCAAGAAUCAGCGACCUCGAUUUGGUAGUAGUUAGGGUUCUUUUUUUUUUUUUUCUUGUUAAGAGAGAGAGGAUCAAUGGCGGAGGUUGUUCUGCACAUAUACGAUGUGACCAACAGUGGAUCGGAGAAGACUAACAACACCAUUGUUCAGAUCAAUAGGUUCUUUAAGGAUGGGAUCGGUCUAGGCGGUAUAUUCCACAGCGCUAUUCAGGUAUAUGGUAAUGAUGAAUGGUCGUACGGGUAUUGUGAACAAGGAACUGGUGUAUUCAGCUGUCCUAGUGGCAAGAAUCCAAUGUACACGUAUCGUGAGAAAAUUGUUCUUGGAAAGACAGAUUGCACACCCUUCAUGGUGAAUCAAAUGUUGCGUGAACUCAGCAGGGAAUGGCCAGGACACACUUAUGAUUUGCUGUCAAAAAAUUGCAAUCACUUCUGCGAUUUACUCUGUGACAAGCUUGGUGUGCCAAAGAUCCCAGGUUGGGUGAAUCGUUUUGCCAAUGCUGGUGACACAGCCUUGGAAGUGGCAGGAAACACAGCUAUGCGGGUAAAGCAAGCCAAAACUGAACUUGUGUCAGCUAGUAAAGUGGCUUAUCGCUUCCUUUCAAAUGUUACCUCGAACAUAACCAAUGGUUCAAAUGGCUCCAAUGGAUCUCCACAACGAUCGGGAACUCUCAACAAUUCAGACAACGGGAACUUUAGACUGCAAGGUAGUUGGUUGAAAGGGCUACUUAAUACUGCCAAACCCUCCACCAGUACAGAGAUAGGGAACAAAGAGGAAGAUCCAAACCACAUAAUCACGAAUCAGAAAAAACAAACCAGGGACUCUGAUGUUCUACUAUUUCAGUAGCAACUGUACUGAUCCACCACCACAGUACCAAAAUGCAUUCGGUUAACUGUAUAUCCUCCACCUAUCCAAAUGUGAAUCACUAUAUCCAUUACUUUGUACCGCCACUGGAAACCAUUUCUCUCUCUUUUCAGCAUAACGUGUGAUUUUAUUAGGAAGGUAAAUUUCAACAUGUUGUUACCAGCAAGUACCAAGAAAGUUUGAGCAUA